Drosophila biarmipes is the source of this 4648-nucleotide messenger RNA. RefSeq names its product dual specificity tyrosine-phosphorylation-regulated kinase 2 (gene Dyrk2). The transcript is spliced from 10 exons. Lineage: Eukaryota; Metazoa; Arthropoda; Insecta; Diptera; Drosophilidae. Gene Ontology annotation, molecular function: protein serine/threonine kinase activity; protein serine/threonine/tyrosine kinase activity; ATP binding. The record is from RefSeq and is a predicted model, not a curated record. Gene Ontology annotation, cellular component: nucleus. The coding region runs from base 765 to 2921 and encodes 718 amino acids. Gene Ontology annotation, biological process: peptidyl-threonine phosphorylation; peptidyl-serine phosphorylation.
GUUCAUUCGGUUGAAAUUAUCGCGCUUGUGCGGUUGCGGAGCGGACGAGUGGGAAGACCAGCGAGGUUCAAUUUUUCAGUUCGGGCGCAUUGUUUGAGGCUCGCUUGGAGCACUGCAGGCGUUCAAAACUCGGAAUCGGAGUCGAGUAAAAAGCAAACCCAGCCAAAAUACAUCCAACUCAUAACGCUCGCGAGUCGAAAGUGAAAUUCGUCGCAGCAACGGUGAAGCAAAGGCAAACGCGAUUUUUUGAAUGGAGUAGCCAGCAAACACAAAUCCCGCUAAAUUAAUCAAAUUCAAUUGCAAAUUGUAUAGUGACCGCUUGAAGUUCUCUGAUCCCAAUAAUUAGCAUUGCUAAAGUGUUUAACAGUUCAACAGGAGUAACAGCAAAAUCGGUGAUUUGGCGUGCAAUAAGUUGAGAAAACCAAAAACCAAAACAGAGAUCCGAAGAAUACUGGCGAAAGAAGAAAUCUUUAUGUUUGAUAAGAACAUAUUGUGAGAAACAAUUUCCUACAAACGUAUGUAAUUUAGACGUCUUGAGAAAUUGCGCCAGAGUAAACCUUUUUGUUUGUGGACAAGUUGGCAGCCAACAACCAAAACAAAUGCAAAUGUGCGCCCCAAAGACAUAUUACCCCGAAAGUUAUCAAUAAUUGUUUGCCGGAAGAGGAGAUACAACUCAACCAGCUAAGCACCGGGCUCAGGGUGACUGUUCUUUGUGGAUACGUUUCUCUUUUGGAUAAAAUCGACAACACAGCGAAGUCGACACAAUGUUGGAUCGAUGCGAAAUGCCGAUCCAGCUGGACAACGAGAAGCUGCGACGGGAUGUUCGGCUGUCGGGCUCCCGACUGGACUUGCCACAACUCUGCAAUGGCUCGCGGCGAUUGGACGGCCACAACAACCAUGUGGCUGCCAAUGAGACCGCGGUGACAACGACAUCCCUGAAUGGAAACGGGAACAGCAAUGGCAACAGCAACAACAACAACAUUGGAUCACCCGUCUCCUCAUCGACAACCAACAGCAGUAAUGGCGGCAACGAGCGCGGCUCCUCCACAAAGUCCAACAGCAGCAGUGGCAGCGGCAGCUCGGGAAACUCGGCCAGCAGCACAGGAAGUGCCGAGCUCAAGUGCAACACGCCCAUGACGCCAUCUGAGCUGGUAAAGAAGUUCCGCAAUUACCUAACCGAUCUGGAAUUCGAGGAACUUAAGGUGUACAAGGAGGUCUGGUACUUUGGCCAGCACGCCAGCAAGAACUACAACAAACCCGCCCCCACAGCCAAUACCACCAACAUGGGCUAUGACGAUGAUAAUGGCAACUACAAGAUCAUCGAACACGAUCACAUAGCCUUCCGUUACGAGAUCCUGGAGGUAAUUGGUAAAGGCAGUUUUGGCCAGGUCAUCAGGGCGCUGGAUCACAAGACCAACACACACGUGGCCAUCAAGAUCAUAAGGAACAAGAAGCGUUUCCUCAACCAGGCCGUCGUCGAACUCAAUAUCCUCGAUGAGCUGCGUGAAAAGGAUGCGGAUGGAUCUCACAAUGUCAUACACAUGCUCGACUACACAUAUUUCCGCAAGCAUUUGUGCAUCACCUUUGAGCUGAUGAGCUUGAACCUGUACGAAUUGAUAAAGAAGAACAACUACAAUGGAUUCAGCAUGAGUCUCAUACGACGCUUCUGCAACUCGAUUGUGAAGUGCCUGCGUUUGCUCUACAAGGAAAACAUCAUUCACUGUGAUCUCAAGCCGGAAAACAUCUUGCUCAAACAGCGUGGUAGCAGCUCCAUUAAGGUCAUCGACUUUGGCAGCUCAUGCUACGUGGAUCGCAAAAUCUACACCUACAUCCAAUCGAGGUUCUAUCGCUCCCCGGAGGUGAUUCUUGGCCUGCAAUACGGCACCGCCAUCGAUAUGUGGAGCUUGGGCUGCAUUUUGGCCGAGCUGUACACGGGCUUCCCACUCUUCCCCGGCGAGAACGAGGUGGAGCAGCUCGCCUGCAUCAUGGAGGUGCUAGGUCUGCCGCCCAAGGUGCUCAUCUCGGUGGCCAGGAGGCGCCGCCUGUUCUUCGACUCCCGCGAUGCCCCACGCUGCAUUACGAACACCAAGGGCCGAAAGAGGACGCCGGGCAGCAAGUCACUGUCACAGAUUUUGCACUGCCAGGACCGCUACUUCAUCGACUUCCUGCAGCGCUGCCUGGAGUGGGAUCCCGCGGAGCGGAUGACGCCAGACGAGGCGGCCCAUCACGAGUUUCUGCAGCCCUCCACCUCCAGUCGCCAUCGCAGCUGCCGCAUGUCGAGCAGCUCGUCCAGCUCCGGUCUGAACAGUGUUUCCCAGAAGUCUUCCUGCUACAGCUUUUCGGAGAUCUCGCCGGGCACCAACGGGCCCGUGGUGGCCUCCAUCACCAGCACCACGGCGGUGCACAAUGCCGCCAUAGCCACCACCAACAAGUCCAGACAGCAGCCGCCGGCUCAUGCCCAGUCCAAUGGACACCUGCCCGACAUCAAGCUGAGUGCCAGCGACAAGUACAACAGCAUGCAGAAGGUGGCGGUGCGCUCGAAGAUCACGUCGAGCGUCUCGGACCUGGAGUCCGUGCAGCAGUACUCGCUGCACCGCAUCUAUGGGGGUGUCGGCAGUGGCAGCACCCAUCACGUCUCGUCGACGGCCACCAGAAAGCAUCUGAAUGGCACCGGAAGUGGCAUUGUGGGUGCCAUGACCUCCAAGUAUGGCAGCUCGACGCUGGCGCACAACCAUCACAAUGUGACGCACCACAAUGCGUCGACGGCCACGAUUGCCACGACCACGCACCACCAUCACCACCACGGAGCGGGUGGCCAGCAGCAGCAGCAGCAGUCGUCGUCGGGAGCAUCCACCAUGGCCAUGUCGCACUCACAGUCCACCGGCGAUGUCUCCGACAGAGCCAUCUUUGGACGGGCUUGACUUAGGGCAAGGCCAACCAAGCUGGAGCUGAAGAAGUGCAAGCUGGUCAACAUGAUGGACUUCUGGAGCUAGAAGUGGCGUCCACAGCACUGCGCUGAUGUGAAGGAGCGGGAGGAGGAGUAGGCGUACGCGAUGGCCCAGGGAUGGACCUCCUCGCACCUAGCUGUAGUUAUUGUUAUAUGUAAGCUAUAUAGGAAUUAUAGACGUGUGUGAAUUGUAUUUGAAUGCGAGCGCAUUGCUGUUGUGCACCCACUUGCUCCUGAAAAUCCCUGCCCACUCGAAAUAGUUGCAUACAGCUGAGAGGGAGUCCUUUCUUGCAGCACUUUGCAGUAUUCUCAGUUUUCCUGAACCCCUAUUUUAUUUCGCUACUGCCAUAGCUAAAGGUAUUCCCAAUUGUAUUCACACCCACAAACCUAUCCCCAAAAAGUAUUCUCUUCCCUCCAACUACCAAGGUGUUGCAAGUCAUCCUUUUACACCGUAUUCAACAUGAACAACACUUGAAAGAUGAAAACAAAAAAACGAAAAAUACAGAACUAAACAGAAGCCAGCUCAAAGGAACAAGAUAACCUAGAUAUAGUUGAUUAGAUACUGCAUAUACUAAACAUAGUUGUAGACAACAUUUGUAACGAUUCACCCAACGCAUCCCACUCACCCGAACUCAAAGAUACAUACAUAUUUAUAGGGUUACGACUCAAAUCUGUAACAAUUUCAUACAGCUUCCAUGUCUUUUGCAACAGUAUCAAGGCUGUUAUUAGUUACAUAUGCGAAACCGAAAUGUAUCUAUAUCUUAACUGUAAUUGUAUUUGUAGUUUAAGAUCUUGGAGGUUCGAUGGCCAACAUCAUACAUCACACUGAAGCAAAUCAACUCUUUAGUCUACCAAUGCAAGAUAGGUUUGAAUUCCGCAUGGAAACGAAUGAACUAUCCCCCAUCAACCCUAUCCACACGGAAUACAUGUCAUAAUUUAAAGAAAACACAUAUAUUUAAUGAACUAUAAAUCUAUUAAACUAGACGGAUAGAGAAGCAAAAUAUGGCCAAUAUCACAACCGAAUAAUGAAGCAACCCAAUAUACAAUAAUUGUAGUGCCCCACGUCUAUGUAAACCGUAUUAGUGGAGGCAAAAACAAAACAAAUAAAUAAUGUUUUAUUCAAAUUAAAGUUUGUGUAUUGACAAGUAACAAGACGGCAGACAGUUUAGUAGGAACUUGAGCUGGGUAAGAACGCUUACCGAAUCCAGACUGUAAUUUGAACGAAGUUUGUAACCUGUAAUCCUGUAAGUUAGAUAUCACUGUACACAAAAUGCAAUUUUUGCUCAUGACUUUUGGAUAUAUAUCACAUAGGACUACAAUACCUAAGCCUAUAUAUAAACAGCUGCGAUCCUUUUGAGCUUCUUUCGUAUUAUUUGUAAAUGUUUUCUCUGCCACUCGUCGUAAUCGUCUCUUAUACUUUCUGUAUGUGUUUUAUUACAAAUUUUGACAAAAAAAAACAAAAACAAAUCCAAUUGCAAAACUUGUUUUACAAAGUGUGUUCGAAUUUAACGUUUAGUAUUAAUUAAAAACAAUGAUAAAUCUAUAAUUAUAAAAAUAUACGUACAGAUAUAUCAAUUUUAAAUUAAUGACGCAUAUUAAUUGUAUAGAUCAAGAAAAACAACAUGUAAUCAAUUACAAUUACAAGAAUUACAACACGAAAAAAAAAAACGAAUAAAUGAAAAAAAACUAUGUACUCAAAAA